UCUUCAGCCCCGGUGUUUUUAGCUUCUCUGCUGGGCUGCUGACUUGCUGCUGGAGCAAAGUAUCCAAACCUGUAGCGAAGCUCUCCCAGCAGAGACGGCUGCGAUCACUCCCCACUCCCUCUCCAGUCUGCUCCCGUGCUCUCACUGCCGCUGCCCGCCGCCUGCGCCCGAUCUAACACCGCCCCAGCCCUCCAGUAAAGACAGACCUUUCUUGGCGGAUCUCAAGGAUGGCUUCUCUUGGUAGUUGGGCAGACAAAAAAUGCUGCAAUAACGCGGGGCGGUGUCGGAAUCACUGCAAGAGGACGGAGAGCAAUCAUUCUACGUGCGCCGAUAGGAGGAAGGGUUGUGUGCCUUUUGAUAAGCUUCGGAAGGAGUCCGAGGACAAUUCGACUUUGUCAGAAGAAACAAUGCCUUCAUUAGUCGGAGCCUUGACCACCAGCGCACCUACAGACGACAACCUUUUUACCCCUAAUGCUUUCCUGACUACAGCAGCGGGUGGGGGCAGCGGCAUAGCAACUCCCCCGGCCGCAGCAACCCCAGCCAAAGCAACCCCACCUGCAAAACCCGCCCCCUUCCAAGCUCCCACAGCAGGAGGUGAUUUUAGCGAGGAAUAAGUGGAAAGCAAUGUCAGAGAGCUCGGACUGCCUCUUCCUGGUACCGGAUCAGGGCACCUGUUCAAUUCUGGGAUUCAAUAAAGCAUUUUCGACGAUC
Molecule: messenger RNA, 711 nt
Organism: Antechinus flavipes (yellow-footed antechinus)
Lineage: Eukaryota; Metazoa; Chordata; Mammalia; Dasyuromorphia; Dasyuridae
Product: defensin beta 118-like
Exons: 2
Coding region: 228-614 (128 amino acids)
Source: RefSeq, a predicted model, not a curated record